Molecule: messenger RNA, 566 nt
Organism: Opisthorchis viverrini
Lineage: Eukaryota; Metazoa; Platyhelminthes; Trematoda; Opisthorchiida; Opisthorchiidae
Exons: 2
Coding region: 30-566 (178 amino acids)
Biological process (GO): vesicle fusion; vesicle-mediated transport
Cellular component (GO): plasma membrane; SNARE complex
Molecular function (GO): SNAP receptor activity; syntaxin binding
Source: RefSeq, a predicted model, not a curated record
GGAGGGCUCACUGCAAACCAGCACCAAAAAUGACAGAAAAAACCCCUAUUAUUCCAAACAAAAGGCUGCAACAGACGCAAGCGCAGGUGAAUGAAGUAGUUGAUAUUAUGCGUGUGAAUGUGGACAAAGUUUUGGAGCGGGACAAAAAUCUAUCAGAGCUGGACGGACGUGCAGCCUGGCCUACUAUACUAAGUCCCAGAGACAUGUGGGAGCAGGGAAUUUUCCUGCUUGACGUUCCCCGACUUUUUGCAAAGAAUGCUAUUGCUGUCUCCAAUGUGAAUAGACAAAGCAAACCGCCAGUUACGCAGAAUUUGUUCCAUAUAUUUGGCAAGCUUGAAAUGGAUGACGAAUACGCAAUUCCUGAGUUGCCAAAUUUUGCUGUAGUUACUGAUGAAAGACAAAACAGUUUGGAGGAUAACAAGGCGGAUGAAAAAGCUGACGACGAACUGGAUCAAAUCAUUGGUGAGGAACAGGUACCCCAGAAAGGUGCCAAGCUACUCUCCGGUUUAUACGGUACAUACGGUGAUUAUGGUCCGGCAGCCGUCAGCUUGGUGCCGGCGGUUUAG